Messenger RNA from Heteronotia binoei (common prickly gecko), 2716 nucleotides. RefSeq names its product translin associated factor X interacting protein 1 (gene TSNAXIP1). The coding region runs from base 250 to 1992 and encodes 580 amino acids. The transcript is spliced from 14 exons. The record is from RefSeq and is a predicted model, not a curated record. Gene Ontology annotation, cellular component: cytoplasm. Lineage: Eukaryota; Metazoa; Chordata; Lepidosauria; Squamata; Gekkonidae.
UCAAGCAGUUAUCUGUCCUCCUGGCCUGCAUAUUCACCAAGCCACACUGUCCUGCCUAAAAGGAAGCCUUGCGAUCGCCCUGAAUGGAAAAGAACCGCCAAAGGUCAAUUUGGUCUUCCCGCUUCAAAGCCACGCUACCUUGAAUUGCUGGAAUCCCACCUGCGGACAGAGCUGCAGUCUCUGGAUCUCACAAAAGGGAGAGCUCAGGAACUUAGACUCCAGCCUUAUAGAGAAGCAUUUGAGUUCUUCAUGGAAGAAUUCAAAACCUACAAGCCCUUGUUGGCAUCUAUCAAGCAUGAAUACGAAACAACUAUAGCACACCUGAAGGAGAAAAUAUACUCCUUGGAGUCGGUGAAUGCCUACUUGGUUACGGUCUCCGACCAAUGCACUAAGAAGAUCCUGGCCUUUCAGGAGCAAGAGAAAGUUGAAAUAGCACAGCUGAAGAAGGAGAGGAUCUACCUGCUAAAGCUCAUUGACCAAAUGAAGGAGGAGAAAUGUUCUUUGGAAGUCCAGGUGCAUAAGCUACGGAGGGCAGUGGCUGAGGAAAACCUCCGCUACCUGAAUGAGUGCGAUGCCCGCAAGCUGCUCCUGCUGGAUCUUAAUGAAAUGUACCGACUGAAGGAGGAAAUGAAGCUCACUACGAAAGUCCAAGAUGAGAAGGGAGAAGAUCCGGUGACAUUAACACUUGCUUUGAAGACAGCUCGGCGGGACCUCACUAAAGCUCAAGUCGAGCUGAACACCAUGAAAGCCAACUAUGGGGACGUGGUGCCCAGAAGAGACUUUGAAUCUCAGGAGAAAAAAUAUAACGAGUUGGUUGAAAAGAUGAUGGUUCUCGAGACAGAGUUUCAAGAUGUCCAAGAAGAAUACAACACAAUGCUGGACGUUCACAGGCAGAUUGCGGAGGAGCGAGACCAAUUCUACAACGAACUUAUCAACGUCCAGCGCAUUUCCACACCCCGUCCCGACUGGGAUAAAUGCGCAGAUGUGAUUGCUGGCGGCCGUGAACGCUGGAACGCUCUGUCCGAAGGCAAGACUAGUGACCAGCUACUGGAUGUGCUUCUGGAAGAUCUUGGGGCAUUGAUACUGAGAGAGAAGGAAACCUUCGUGCCACUGGGCAAAAGUGACAGAGUCCCUGUAUAUCUGAGGUACGAUGGCCUGGUUCGAAACAAGAAGCUGACCAAGAAAGAAGUUGUGGCUAUCUUAAGGGAAAUCUGGAGAGAGAAGAUUUUAAUAGACCAACAGAAAGGAAAGCGAUCCAGCCUGUCAGAAUUCUUCCUCAACUUUUUCCAAAGAAAAUACGGUGAUACGAUUGCUUUUGACUGGACGUACACUACCUAUGAAGUGAUGAAGCUCUAUCGGUCCAACGAAGCAAUGUCCAUGUUUUUAAGCAUACUGAAUGGAAACCUCGAUGAAGGGAUAUACCACAGCCAACUCCAGCAGCUCGCCACUCUGUUAAAGGAAUUGACUAAUGUGGACACGGCCAAUUCGGGCCAAUUGACCAGCGAACAAUUCAUUGUUGCCCUAAAGUCAGCUUUCCCCUUAAAGACCGAUGAACAGAUUCAGGAGUUAGUAGAUGCAGCAGGCUACAGGCCAGAAACUCCCGAGGAUUUCAUUCUCUACAGACUCUUAUUCUUGGAGGAUGAGGAGGGGAGGCCGGAACCCCUGGUUUCAAAGAUAAAGGAUCAAUAUGUCAAUGAAAAACAGGCCUAUCUCCAUGACCUACGUGCCGAGUUGGGAAACAUGGAAGUGAGACCAGAUGACCUGAGGGCAGCUUUCUGUAUAGUUGACCCCGGCUUGCCUGACCAAACCCUGGAGUUAUACCUCACCCAUGUUUUCCAAACUUCCAAAGAGCAACUGGAUUCCGCUUUCUCAUUGCCUGUAGAAAUGGUGAUGCUGAGGCUGGCAGGGCUAGACCUCAAACGACAAGGAACUAUUUCAGGAGAGGCAAGGGGUGCGCCGCCUGCAGCAGAAGAAAUAGAGUCUGUCAGCUGACCUGUAUCAUCUUUUGCAUUCCCUUCCCUCCUCUUACCUGAACAGUAAAUUGUAGAAUGAUACUGCCUUGAAAAAACCCUCGGGUGAUAUUUAGCCCAAAUGUCCUAAAUUUUUGUUGUUGUUGUUAGGGCUUCUGGCUGUAGCAAUAAUCCCGAAUCAUCUCUCCCCCCACCCCACCCCUCGUCCCCGGUAGAAGACAAGACCACUCUACAGAAUCAAGGUCUGCUAUGAGAUUCUUCAUCAUCUGUGUUUGCUUGGUUCUUGUAAUUAUGUGAGCAUCCCAUUCAGACCGUAUCAUUUCCCAAACGCAUUAACCAACCUCAGGGUAUAAAGAAGAGAGACUGAGUUUCUUUCUGACACAGGCUAGAAGUUCAAACUGGUGUAACUCCUCUACCCUGUCUAUGGACUUCCUUCUCGAUCACAUGAAGAAACCCUAAUCAAGAACUAGUCACUUAAACUGAAUGUUGAAACUUUGUGGCAGACAGGUUUAGAACAUCUUUUUUAUUUGCUGACCCUGUUGGGAUUUCCAUGUGUAGAUAAAACUGUUCCAUCUCUUCCUGGCAGCGAACACAGUAUUUAUGCUAAUUAGUCUUGGUCUGCUAAAACUAGAGCAGCUCAUUGUGUGUUUGAAACUUGUCUGUACAAAUAUGGGGGUUAGGGCUUGUAAAACGACUGGCAGUAUUACCUGCAGGCAGAAGAUAGGGUAUUAAACUAUUAAACAUUA